AUGAAUGAAGAAGAAGUUAUCCAAAACGACCAAGAGACCGCUCAGCAGACGGAAGAACCAAGGUUGAAGAGGAAGAGAUCCUCCCGAAAGAAAAGGCGGAGCAUAAAAAAGAAUCAAGAAGUGAAGACAGAAGAACCGGACAAGCAAGACACUCCUGUGGUCGAAAAAGUCGACUCGAAGAAAAUCGAGGAUGCGAUUUUCGAUCUCGACAAUCAAGACGUCGACCGAAUAGUCGGACCCUGUCCUAACUGUAUUAUUAUUUAG
This is a messenger RNA of Oikopleura dioica, 264 nucleotides long. NCBI's taxonomy places the organism in Eukaryota, Metazoa, Chordata, Appendicularia, Copelata, Oikopleuridae. The record is from the annotation of a GenBank genome assembly.